AACCGAUAAUAAUGCAAUUACGAUGCAAUUUUGUUUCUUUUUCCUGUGAUGAAAUUGAGCGGAAAUAAAUCGAGUAUCGAGUGAAAAUAUCGAUAAUUGUAUCGAAAAGUGCAUUGUGGUUUGAAACGUAUUUAGAGACCGCCAAGUUCAGCAAAUUGUUGAGAAUACACGUGAAGAAGACAUGGUUGGAUCUACAGUAUCCGUAAAAAUAAUGAUAUUUGCGGUAUUUUUUAUUCUAUUUUACGUGGCAGCAAAUGCCUCAGUUCACAGGUUAAACGUUCCCAGAGUUUUAUUACCUGUAUUCAAUGAUUUUGCAGUAAAUUUUACAUUAGAAGUUACUGAUGGUGCUUGUUAUCAAUGGUCAACGUCACGUUUAGAUAUUAUUCAAUUAAUUCCUAUAAAUGAAAAUGUUGAAAGAACUUGUUCUUCUGCUAUUUUGAUUCAAACAAUAACCAGGGAAUCUACUAGAAAUACAGCAAUAGUGUUAGCAGAAGAUGUUAAUACUGGACAAUUUUUACGGUGCGAUGUUAUCGUUGAUGCAAUAUUUUCAUUAAAUCUUGUUACAACUACGAGGGAGUUAUACAUAGAAGAAGCACCAGAAGCAUUUGAAGUACGAGCAUAUGAUGAACAAGGAAACGAAUUCACAACUCUUGCUGGAGUAGAAUUUCUCUGGAACAUAGAAAUUGCUGACAAGCACAGAACAGAUACUAAAAUACCAAACGAUGUUUUAAGAUUUAUAACUUACGAAGAGUCACAAUAUGAAACUCCACAAACAAUUGCUGCUUUAGAUGCACUUGGCAAAAAAGGACAUAUCGUGUUAUUAGAAGGAAGAAAAACUGGUACAGCAAAGGUUUCUGUAAAAUUACCUUAUCCAGAAUACAAACAUGUACCACCAAUAGAAGUUGAAUUAAUUGUAAUAGCUAACUUAAUUAUCAUUCCAUCAGACAUAACAAUAAUGUUACAUGAUAGUUUUAAAUAUAAAAUAAUGCAAGCUCGUCAAGGUCGUUUAGAAGAAAUAAGUUUACCAUCUAGCCAGUACUAUUUAGAAGCAGAAAAUCCAAACAUUUUAGAAAUUGAUAACGAUCACGAUUGCGCAUAUGCUAUAUCUUUCGGUCGUACUAAAGUAUUUUUGCAUGAUAAAAAUGUUCGCGAUGAAUAUCCUGUUAUUUUACCGUCUGCUUCGGUUAACGUGAAUGAUGUAUCUCACAUAAAUCUUGCCGUUUUGCCUAAUAGAAAUUGGGGUUUGAUACUUGGUCAUACCCAUGAAAUUAUAGUUGAAUUAUAUGAUAGUAAAGAUCAUAAAUUUUACAUUGGUGAAGGUGUUGAAGUAAUAGUAAAAUUAGACGAAAAUUAUUUUGAACCAAAAUUAAUAACACAAAAUGGUACUUACAUCGCUGGUGUGCCCAUUGCAUGUGGGACAAUGACUGUUGAGGCCACUCUUCAGGGUAUAAUUGAUAAAAAUGGUAAAAAGAUUUCUUUUGAAUCACACCCUACUACAAGGACUGAACUUUUGAUUCAUACUCCAGUUACAAUUCAACCUAAAGUAUUAGCUGUUCCAUGGGAUUUUAAAUCUAAAUCACGGUAUGAUAUAGUGUUGAAAGCAAGUGGAGGAGAUGGAUCAUAUGUGUGGUCAAGCAGACAUCCGUCCAUAGCAACAGUUUCCCAAAAUGGAGGAGUACGAAUUUUGGCAGCAGGUACAACAGAAAUAAGCGUUGCAAUGACGAGAAAUCAGUAUAAUAAGGAUACUACAAGGGUAUAUGUGUUACCACCUUCGAAGUUAAAAGUCAUAGAAUAUAGUAUGGAAGCAGCUGUAGGAGAGCCAAUUUAUCUCCACAUUGCAUUAUAUGGGAAAUUAGUUAACGAAACCGAUUCUAAAGAAAUUCCUUUUAACGAUUGUAGAGAUACUAGUUUUGAAACGUACAUUCCAGAUGGUAAUUUUAAACAGAACGAUAGUAUGAUCAUAGAACCUGUUGGAAUUGCAUGUGCUGUUGUAGCAGUUUCUAGUAUAGAUGUUGGAACAUCUGAAGUAACUGUAGUCUAUAACGCUAAUGGUCACUAUUUAACUGAUAACGUCACUGUAUCCGCCUAUGAACCAUUAAUAGCAGUACACCCCAGUAGUAAGGAAAGUUUAUUGGCAGUUGGAUCUUCGAGAAGAAUAGUGUUUAAAGGUGGACCUCCUCCACGAAAUAGCAAACCUCACAGUUAUUCACGAAGUAUUGAAGUAUCUGAAAAAAAAAUUGCCGAAGUGAUAGAACAUGAAAAUUCACCAACAGCAUUGUAUGAUUUAUCUGUUUUUGAAGUAAUGUGUAAAGCACUCGGCGAAGUAACUUUAAGAUACACAAUUUCGAAUAUUCCUUUGUUGCCAAAUUGUAAAAGUACACAUGCAACUGAAACAGUGCGAAUUAUUUGUGGUAAACCCAGACAUAUUUUCUUACAACCCGAAUUUGAAGAUAGCAAAAACUGCCCUAUUAGCUUUAAUACAGAAAGGGUAAUGGCACACAGCGAUAAACACUUAAAACUUAUCGCUAUAAUAAAAGAUGAAAAGGGUAGAAUUUUUGAUAACAUUACAAGUUUACAUAUAGAAUGGGAUUUAAAGCCGUCGACUGUAGGCUUCAUAGAAAUGCCUUCUGGUUCUAUAGAAGAAACAUUUAUAGAUAUGAACGUAGUUUUACCAAAGUAUUAUUAUCAAAAUAUCAUUUUCAAGAAACAUUUUGGUACUCUCAGUUUAACAGCUACAGUUACAGGUUAUCAGAAAUAUAUACUGAGUAAAUUGAAGAUAAUACCUGAAUGGCCACCCUUCGCAAUCGAAAGUGAAAGAAGAAUCUAUGAAACUCCACUUAUUGAAACUUUCAUAGAAAUAGUUUUAGUCAAUGAUACGAGUAUUCAUCCUAACAAAUUAAUGAUAUUAAACGAUCCUACUGUAAAAUAUUAUUUGCAAGUGAGUCAAGGUUCUGGCUAUUACGAAUUUGUACUAAAUGCUGAUGAUAUUGCAGAUGUCCGAUAUAUAGAGUCAACAAAAGCAAUUAGCCUUAUUCCAAAAAAAUCUGGAAUACUAAAUUUAGCUUUAGUUGAUCUUUGCUUACCUUCAAAACCAGCUGAAGCUGUGAUUGAAGUACAACAACUUGCUGUUAUUGAAAUUGAAACGGUCAACAAGAUUGAGAAGGGAAAAUGUAUAGUAGCUGCAUUAAAACUUUAUGAUACAAAUGGGCAUAUUAUAAAAUUACCAUCCUUGAAUGCGUUAGAAUUUAAAGCAGAAAUCGACAAUGAAUGUAUAGAAGUUAAACAAUUGCCUGCUAACGAACAUGGUAAUCCUCCUUAUGGUCAAUUAUUGUACAUGAUCCAUGGAAUAGGAGAAGGAGAGUCUCAGUUAACUUUCGUUAACAAAGGAGGCGAGCAAGAAAUACAAAGUGAAUCAGUGACCAUUCAAGUCUUCCUUCCAUUAAGAGUUUUCCCAAAGAACUUAACUAUAUUAGUAGGAACCGUUUAUCAAGUACAAACGACAGGUGGUCCGUCGAAUGCAGAAAUUGAAUUCUCUACCAAAGACACCGAUGUUUUGGACGUUGACUAUAAUGGUAUAUUUGAAGGAAAGUCAGUUGGACAGACGAAAGUAAUUGUUAGAGCUAUUGGCCUUAAUGCCAGAGGAAACAAAGUCAUUUAUUCCGAGGACUAUGCAGAUAUACAUGUACUCUAUCUUGAAGGAGUUAAAAUUGCUGUUCCAACAAGCAGAGUAAAAGUUGGUGCAACAUUUCCACUUUGGGCAUUUGGUAUACCAGAACAUUUGACACCACUCGUCAUAGGAUCUAUGCACUUACCCUUGAUAUUUAUGUGGUCAUCCAGUGAUUCUAAUUUAAUAACUUUGCAUAAUAUGUAUGAAGGUACCGGUAUCAAUAUAAGAUAUCAAAAUGAAGUGUCUUUAAGAGCCAAAGCUGUUGGUGCUGGAUUAGCAACCAUUUACUUAAACGUUACAAUGCCAUGUAAUAUGUUAACUGGUUUCAAAAAUGAUGUAACAUACAGUACAUUUGUGAAGGUUGAAAUUUUUGAAGAGUUGCGUUUAACACAUCUUGGCUUACCCUUUAAUACACCAAUGAUACUAAUGUCUCCAAAUUCCUUUUUGAAAUUACAAACGAAUCGCGACAAACAUGGUUCAACUACUUACAAAGUAUUGUCUACUACUCAUGGAAACGAAUCAGAGGAUUUAUAUGCUUUAACUCCAGCAUCUAAAACUGUUAGUAUUGAUAAAAAUGGCAUUAUAAAAGCUGGUGAGAAUCUUGGAAAAAUAGUCAUUUCUAUCACGAACACGGAAGCAUAUAAUUUAAAGCAAUCAAUAACUGUUAUUGUUGAAGUUAAACCCAUUCACUACAUGAUGCUGUCUUUAAAGUCAGCUUUACGAAUUCGAAAUGGAGAAGAAUUGAACAUGCUACCCAAGGGCAUGGAAUUAGAUUAUAUUCUUGAAUAUUACGAUAAUGUUGGGAACAAGUUUCAUGCAGCUGAAGUUGAUGCAAAAACUAUAUUGAAUCGUGCUGAUCUUGCAUCUUUUAUAACAAGUUCUAAAAAUAUAGUUACUGCAAAAUUUAUCGAAAAUGGGGAUCUAGUUGUAAAAGCAUACAAUGAAAGGUAUCCCAAUGCAAUGUUUGAUUAUGUACAUAUGAUGAUUGGUGAUAUAGUUUUCCCAACAAAGACAACACUAACCGUGGGCGAUGUAGUAUGUUUUUCGAUGCCACUUCUAUCUCCUGAUGGUGAUCCCGGUUACUGGCAGUCUUCGGCUCCUGAAAUAUUAACUGUGGAUCCUAUUACAGGAAUAGGGAGAGCAAAAAAUGUAGGCUAUGCGGUAGUAAAACAUAGUCUUGCGACUCAUAUGCAAGGUGAAAUUGAAGUUAAUAUUCAACCCAUUGCAAAGAUAUCAAUUGUUCCAUUAAGAGGUAGAAAUAUUACCGGAACUGAAACAUUCAGCGUUCCUCUAGUACUUAAAAGUAAAGAUGAACAAGUUAAAGAAAAUAACAUAUUAUCCAGAGGAUUAGGUGGUUGUAGAACAUUCACUUCAUUCGCUUUAAAUUCAUUUCCAUAUACAUGUAAUGUACAAUUUGUUUCAUCUACUUCAUCCAUUGGAGUGAAAGAUUUAUUUUUGGUUAAACCACGGUUUGAUAUUACAACUGGUUUCUAUUAUUGUGAUGUAAUACCGAUGGAUUCUCCAAAUAUAAUUUCCAGUACGGUAGAGAGCCGCGUUCAAAUAAAUGCUCAAAGUAGAGAUAUUGAAGCUAUACCUUUAGAAGUCACUUAUCUUCCACCUGUUUACGUUGAAGCUAAAGAAAUUGUAUUUAUUAACACUCAUACUCAAACUAUACCAACAGCAACGCUCGAGAUAUAUGGCUUACAAUCUGUAUUAGACCAUCUUACCAUCGAUGUUCCAGAUGGAAUAGCUAUAAGCGCGCGACAAUACAUUUCAAAAUCUACAAUGCAAUAUAAGUUACGAUUAAUGCACAAUCAGGAUGAAAUUCAAGGCCAAAAAGUUAUCAUUAUAAAUGAUAUUACGAAACAAAAUAUAUCUCUCUUUGUACGUGUAACGAAAUAUGAAAAUUUCAUACCGUUAUCUGGAAUUCAUUGGGUAGAUUACAUGUAUUUCCAUCGUUAUACGUUUGGAACACUUGCUGUAAUUGUGAUUACUUGUUUCUAUAUAUGGAAAAAUAAGAUGGCAAAUAUUGACUUGAAUAUAAAAAAUAGAUCAGUGUUCGUUGAUAAAUGUCCACCACAAUUGAAAAAGACUAGUACGCCAUGUUCGACAACAUUUAAUAGUACAAAUGUGUCUGCUCCACGAACUCCAAUUACGCCAAUAAGACCAUUUUCUGCAUUCGAGCCUGUUUAUGGCGAUCCUCGGGGUCUUUACUCAACAAGUAAACGAAACCGAUCAAUGAAUACCUAAUAUUAAUGUAGUGACAUAGUAAUGACUUCAUUGUAAAGAUACAUCGUAUUUAUAGUGAAACUAUAACGUAUUAACUAGACUCGUUUGUGAACAAAUAUUCGAUUAUCAGAAAUUGGUGCCUUAUUGCCAUAAACUCAUGUUUAUUAGGGAAUUAAUUAUUUUGUGUGAAAUAGGAUUUUUAUGAUUUUUUUGUAGCGAUAAUAUCAUUAUAUUAAUAUUACUUAAUAGAUACAUAAGAUAUUGUACAUUUUGUAAUAUAAAAUUUAAGUUAUAUAAUUUUAUAUAUUGGUAGAAAAACAUAGUAAUUUGAUGCAAGUAUAUUUCAAGUACACAUUGGCCACAUUUACUUUGCACGUUUGAGGUAUAUGGUUCCUAGUCAUGUAACUGAUAUACAAGAGUGACAUUUAGUUAUUUGAUAUGUAUGAUCUCGAGUGACAAUGCAAACGUAAUUAGCAAUAAUUUAAUUACAUUUUUUAUUCAUUUAUGUCACUUGUCUGGUAAAAUGUUUUGCAAUUUCAUUAUACAA
Megachile rotundata (alfalfa leafcutting bee) is the source of this 6443-nucleotide messenger RNA. RefSeq names its product nucleoporin 210 (gene Gp210). Gene Ontology annotation, cellular component: nuclear pore. Lineage: Eukaryota; Metazoa; Arthropoda; Insecta; Hymenoptera; Megachilidae. The record is from RefSeq and is a predicted model, not a curated record.